This is a messenger RNA of Aaosphaeria arxii CBS 175.79, 1280 nucleotides long. RefSeq lists its product as uncharacterized. The transcript is spliced from 2 exons. The coding region runs from base 43 to 1101 and encodes 352 amino acids. NCBI's taxonomy places the organism in Eukaryota, Fungi, Ascomycota, Dothideomycetes, Pleosporales. The record is from RefSeq and is a predicted model, not a curated record.
CUUCUAUCACGUUCUUUCUUGCAUUACUGUCUCUCCUUAAAGAUGAGGAUCACGGUGGCCUUCGUCCUCUCCCUCAUUGGCGCCGGCAGCGCCUCGAACAUUGUCGCUCGGGGUGGCUACGAUGGCUGGAAGCCUAAAACCAAAGAGCCACAUUUCUUCCAGCUGAAGGUUGACGAGUAUGAGUAUUGCUCCACUUACAGCCUUGACUCUGCUGCUGCUGAAAUCGAUCUCACUUCUGCUUCCUCUUCUCUUGCUGAACAGGCUGCUGCCGCUGCCGCCGCCGCCGCCGCCGCCGCUCCUGUACUUCCAGCUAUUGAAAACAUAGCUGCAUCCGUGCUUCCAGCUGUUGCGCCUGUAGCUUCCGUAGUUGCUUCAGUUGCCGCUCCGAUUGUUGGCACACCCGCUGCGGCGGCUCCUCCAGCUAGCACUCCUGUGACGCCGGCUGCCGGUGUUGGAGCCCUCCCAGCCCCACCGACGAAGCGCCAGUUCCAAGCAAACGGUUUGACGAAUACCAAUACCUACUUCUGCUUCAAGAACUAUGCCAUUAGGCUGAACAAGGGGGUGGUAAUCGCCACACCUUACAGCAAAUUCUGGGAUCCCCCAUUGGCAACCUUCUUCGUCGAUGACGAUACCCAGCUGUACACUGUCAGCAAGAAACCUCUCCAGCUGUACGUGGAUGCUGUUACAGGGCAAUUGAAAUACACGAGAGUCGGAUGGUUGCCACCAAAUUCCAUCUCAAUCAGCUUCUACCACACUGGUGACAACCCACUUAGCAUAGUCAAUGGCAACAGUCCAUCUCUCUUGACAUGGCCAAGCACACCUGGCAUUGCUAUUGACGAUGGAACCUGGCAGCUCUGCCCUGACGGAAGCACCGGCCAAUUCACUGUUUACGUCAACAAAUAUAAUUUCGAGUCCCAAGGUACCACCAAGACAGGAUGCUUCGAAAGGAAGCUGGCAGCUGUCAAUGCCAAUCCGUGGAAGAAGAAGAGCCACCAUGACUAUGGUCAUCGCAAGUACAAUGAUGGUUAUGAAGAGAAGGAUUACGGAUAUGACAGCGGUUACGACAAUGAGUACGGCGACAAGUAUGAUAAGGACUACUAGUAAACUAACCCAACUGUGUUCGACAUCCCUCUCGCCGGGGAUCAUGCAUAGAGGGCGCAGGUCUUUUCACAUACACACUUUGGCACUUGCUGGUUUGGCUUACUCGUAAUCACUCCCUGUCUUCUCUACAAUCUUACCGAGUCUUGUAUCUUAGCUUCAAAUUGAAUACUGGUCUCUUU